Pleuronectes platessa (European plaice) is the source of this 3808-nucleotide messenger RNA. Its product is annotated as alpha-1,6-mannosylglycoprotein 6-beta-N-acetylglucosaminyltransferase B. The coding region runs from base 478 to 2937 and encodes 819 amino acids. The record is from RefSeq and is a predicted model, not a curated record. The transcript has 18 exons. Gene Ontology annotation, biological process: protein N-linked glycosylation. NCBI's taxonomy places the organism in Eukaryota, Metazoa, Chordata, Actinopteri, Pleuronectiformes, Pleuronectidae. Gene Ontology annotation, molecular function: alpha-1,6-mannosylglycoprotein 6-beta-N-acetylglucosaminyltransferase activity. Gene Ontology annotation, cellular component: Golgi apparatus.
CCCGCGGCUGAGUGGACGCACUCUCACUGGCUUCACAGUGAAGUUGACGUCUCCGUGGAUCCGGCUCCUCGCUCUCCGCUCCACGCACAGACAGGACGGACGACGACUUUCCAACGACUCGCACUUUCAUUCACAUCGUGACGCCAUCUUUUAGUGCGCACACCUCGCGCGGGAUAUGACUCCUUGACUCCAGGCACGAGCUGCUGCGAGGCGUUCUCCCGGAACCAGGGGAUUUACGCUGUAAAGGGACAUUUCCACACAGAGCAAAGGAGACUUGCUGAAUUAAACUUCCCAUCUUUUCUCCCGGAGGCGUGAAGGAGCACCCGUGAGCGCCGGUUUGGUCUCAAACAACCGCCUCACGCCGCCGCUGUUCACCGCUGGAUGGGACGCGGCUGAGGAGGAACAGGACAUGUUCGGACACCUGAAGUUGCAGGUCGGGAGGUCAACAGCGAUGUCAGGCGUGCGAGGUUUUGGGAAAUGAUUCCUGGCUGCACCGACGGCAAAAUAAUGGUCAGAAGAUGUCUCGUGACGUUCAAGCCGUUCAGGAUAUUCGUGGUGGGUAUAGGCUUCUUCAGCCUGUGCUUUCUAAUGACUUCUCUGGGGGGGCAGUUCUCAGCCAAGAGACUGGGGGACUCUCCCUUCACCAUCCGCACAGAAGUGCUGGGGGGUGUGGAGUCACGUGGUGUGCUGAGGAAGAUCAGUGACAUGCUGGAGGUGAUUCUGAAGAGAAUGGACAGCCUGUCCAAACUCGACAACACCUCUACCACCGAUGCACGGCGUCUGGAUGAGCUCAGCUCUGCUAUCAACAGGUUUCAACCAGUCGGCCUGGUGGAGAGGAUCCAAGCUAUAGCCCAGAACGUCUCCAACAUGGCCAACAGGGUGGAGCAAAUACUGCAAAACAGCAUGGUGCAAGGAAGAGCAAUCAGAGAUGGGACGUCAAGCCAGUGUGACGUGCCAAGAGACCCACGCUUCCCAGAGUGUCCUGGGAAAGUAGAUUGGAUGCGUGCCCGUUGGACGUCAGACCCAUGCUAUGCCUUCUAUGGCGUCGACGGUUCAGACUGCUCCUUCCUCAUCUACCUGAGUGAGGUGGAGUGGUUCUGCCCCCCACUGGCCUGGAGGAACAACAGCAGCCCCCCCACACAACAUGCACAGCUGCCAAAGGCCCCCAAGAGACAGGCUGCUUUCCGUACAGACCUCUCUGUACUCCUGGACCAGGUUGGGACAGGAAAGGAGUCCCUCAGCUUCAUGAGGCGCCGAAUCCGCCGCCUCGCACAGCAGUGGGCGACGGCCGCCAACCGCCUGGAUGCUAAGCUGGAGCAAAGAUGGAGGGACCAGAAGAAGAUCCUGGUCCAUGUCGGCUUCCUGACGGAGGAGUCUGGAGAUGUUUUCAGCCCCAAGGUGCUGAAGGGCGGUCCGCUGGGAGAGAUGGUCCAGUGGGCUGACAUCCUCACAGCUCUCCACGUCCUGGGACAUAACCUGAAGAUCUCCAUGUCUGUCAAGGAACUGCAGGGGUUUCUCGGAGUGCCUCCAGGCAGAGGCAGUUGCCCACUCACUGGCCCGUUGCCCUUUGACCUCAUCUACACGGACUACCACGGCCUGCAGCAGAUGAGGCAACACAUGGGGCUCUCGCUCAGGAAACACAAAUGUCACAUCCGAGUGAUUGACACCUUUGGGACGGAGCCAGCGUACAAUCAUGAGGAGUAUGCAACCCUGCACGGCUACAGGACCAACUGGGGUUACUGGAACCUGAACGCCAGGCAGUACAUGACCAUGUUCCCCCACACACCAGACAACUCUUUCAUGGGCUUCGUUUCCGAGGAGCUGAAUGAGACAGAGAAGAGGAGCAUCCAGCAGAACAAAGUCAACAACAUGGCCGUUGUGUAUGGAAAAGAGGCCAGCAUGUGGAAGCAGGGUAAGGAGGGUUUCCUGCAGAUUCUCCACAUGUACAUGGAGGUCCACGGCACAGUGUACUAUGAGACUCAGAGACCUCCGGAGGUUCCAGCCUUUGUGAAGAACCACGGCCUGCUGCCCCAGCAUGAACUGCAGCAACUACUGCGCAAGGCCAAGCUCUUUAUUGGCUUUGGCUUCCCCUACGAAGGUCCCGCCCCUCUUGAAGCAAUAGCCAAUGGCUGCAUUUUCCUCCAACCCAAGUUCCACCCGCCUCACAGCUCGCUCAAUCACGAGUUUUUCAGAGGCAAACCCACUUCUAGAGAGGUGUCGUCCCAACACCCGUAUGCAGAACAGUACAUUGGCAAACCUCAUGUCAUGACGGUGGACUACAACAACUCCCUGGAGUUUGACUCGGCCAUCAGGGAAAUCAUGAGGACCAAGGUCGAGCCGUAUCUGCCUUAUGAGUACACCUGUGAGGGGAUGCUGGAGAGAGUACACGCCUACAUACAGAAUCAGGACUUCUGUGCCCCAGAGCCUCCUUUCACUCCAGCCAACCUCUCCAAACAGGGGUCUGCAGGUGGCAGCAGGACAGCAGGACCUCUGUUCGUGCCCAUUCCCAAUUCCACCGCCCUCGGUUGGUCAUCCAGUGUGACGCCUCCGCCUGCCUGGCCUCCUCUCAGGUCCCUCAGGCUGCUCGUAUCUCAAGAGGGCCAGUCCUGCGUGGAGGCAUGCCAGUCAGCUGGGUUCAUCUGUGAGCCCGCCCACUUCCGCUUCAUCAACAACAAGGAGGCGCUGCACGGUGUCCAAAUACAGGGGCUUCUGAGGCGAAAUGAGACGCCCUGGUCUAGGUUGGAGGUGCAGUGCGAUGUGGUCGACUCGGAGAUCAACCACAUCCUUCCCGCCUUCUCCGUGAUGCGGAAGGAGUGUGGCCUCCAGCGGGAUCCCCUCCUCUUCAGCUGUGCAGGUCACUCCCCCAAAUACAGACGACUUUGCCCCUGCAGAGACUUCCGCCAUGGGCAGGUGGCGCUGUGCAGAGACUGUCUAUAAUGACAGGGCAUGUGAGGGGCAGAUAUAAGAAUCAGACAGAUAGGCGGGCACAGGACACUGCGAGGCAGCCACAGCCAGAGCAGGUGAGAGACGUGAGCUGAUGGUGCAGUGACGCAGCUUCCCCACUGAAACUGUAGGAGGAUGAGGAACAGGCAUGCAAUGUUUUACAGUCGGCCUGGAUAAGUGCCGGUUUGAUUGUAGUUGUUAAAGCAGUAUGUUCUACUGUAACAGGAUGGAGACGUAUAGAAGCAAGGCUUCUUAGGACAGGGUAGCAUGAUACCAGGUGUCAGUACAACAGGGAAGUUUACUUCACUGAAGAGUAAAGGCUGGGUUACAGCUCUCCAAGCCAACCGACGUUUACAACCACCUUCUGACUACAGAUUAACAGUUCCUACAAGAUGUGAGACACAACUUUUCAUUUUCUGAACUGAAGUAAGGGGUUUAAGUUGGAAAAUGUACAACUUACAUGACUGCAGAGAAACUCGGUAUCAGUACCGCAGCUUCAAAUCCAUGACAGAGUCCUCAAAUAUCGCAACUCGGAGAAGGCAACCUCGGGUCAAUAUCCAAUCUCCUCUCGGCACUCGGACAAAGGAUGAUGGACAGCUGGUUAUCUCCCUGACUCUUCCCUCCCUCCUCCAGUGACGGAUGGAGUCAUUUAUCAGACUGAACCGCAAGACUGAGGCAACGUUGGUCAAUGCAAUCAUCUCUGGUCACGAAAACAGAGAGACGCAGGACAGAGGACAAAGAUAAAGGGUACAAGAUUAUUUUUCAAUAAAUAAGCCUUCAGAGCUCUCAGAUGGAUUUUUAAAGAGUCCUGCCGGGCUUCAUGUUGGAAAAACAAAAAUCAUAAAAUAAAAAAAAUCUGAACAGA